Trifolium pratense (red clover) is the source of this 894-nucleotide messenger RNA. RefSeq lists its product as uncharacterized. NCBI's taxonomy places the organism in Eukaryota, Viridiplantae, Streptophyta, Magnoliopsida, Fabales, Fabaceae. Gene Ontology annotation, cellular component: plasma membrane. The record is from RefSeq and is a predicted model, not a curated record. The transcript has a single exon. Bases 97 to 708 code for a protein of 203 amino acids.
CAUAAAAUUGAAAACAAAAUCAGUUAAGUAUAUUUUUUAGUCCCUUAAUUUCAAUGUGUUUUCCUUAUUGUCACAAUUACUACUAUUCUACACAAUAUGGCUGUAUUCAAGAGAAAACUUGCAAUGAGUUCUGGUGGCCACACUAAUCCAUUAGUUUGGUUAGCAGCUAUAAUCUGCACAAUUUUUGCUAUAGCUGUGAUUAUUAUUGGCAUUAUAGUGUUCAUUGGUUACAUAAUGAUUCAUCCAAGAAUACCUAUAAUCAGUGUCACUAGUGCUCAUUUAGAUCUUCUAAGAAAUGAUUAUGCUGGUUUACUUCAAACUCAAUUAAGCAUUGUUGUGACUGCUAUUAAUGGAAAUGCAAAAGCUCAUGCACAAUUUUCUGAGAUAACAUUUAGUCUUAGCUUUCAAGGUCAAGGAAUUGCUGUGCUCGUUGCUGAUUCGUUCGAUGUGCCGAAAAAUAGUACAAACAAUCUUCGAUAUGUUGUUCAAUCAUCACCAAUACCGUUAACGCCUGAACAAAUGGAUGAAGUUGAUGCGGCGCGGAAAAGUAAUGAGAUUAGUUUUGAUUUUAAGGGUGCUGCUAGGACUAGAUGGAGGAUAGGUCCUUUUGGUUCUGUUAAAUAUUCUUGUCAUUUGAAUUGUCACCUCAAGUUUCGUCCAUCGAAUGGAAGUUAUAUACCCUCCAAGUGUUCCUCCAAAUCAAAAUAAUUCUUUGUUACAGAUAGGUUCACAUCCUCUUCUUUUUUCUAUUUUUGUUUUUUUGUUGUCUUCACUAUUUGGAGGAAAGAAGUCUAGAUAUUUUAGAAUUUGACCGAAAGAUAAGUAAAAUUUAGUUAAUAAUUGUUUUAGUCAGAAUUUGAACUCGGAAUUAUUAAAAUGAUUUGUCCUCAAUUA